Lutra lutra (Eurasian river otter) is the source of this 2011-nucleotide messenger RNA. RefSeq names its product transmembrane protein 230-like. Gene Ontology annotation, biological process: synaptic vesicle transport. The record is from RefSeq and is a predicted model, not a curated record. Gene Ontology annotation, cellular component: endomembrane system; synaptic vesicle. The transcript has a single exon. The coding region runs from base 378 to 809 and encodes 143 amino acids. NCBI's taxonomy places the organism in Eukaryota, Metazoa, Chordata, Mammalia, Carnivora, Mustelidae.
GUGGGACGUGAUGACGAACUUGAACGGAAAAUGGAAAUUCUAGAGAUUGAGUGAUUGAACUCUGAAUGUAAGCUAAUCUACUCAAUAUGAAUACUUGUAAUGACAAAGGAAUCAGAGUUGACUAGAACUGCCCUAAGAAAAUAAAGACGCCAAUAUAACAUCAGACUAUCAAAGUAAUCGCAACUUUUCACAAUAAAAGAGGAAUAUCCAUCAAGAACACUGGCAGUCUUGCAGAAACAGUUCUUUAGGGGGAGUUAGGUGAAAGGGAGAUGCUGAAGCGAGCCUCCGCGGGGCUCGGGGCAGCCGUUGGGUGGGCGCGGGGGCUCUGACGCCUCUGCCCGCUGCAGUGGGAGAGCUCGCCAUCCACUCCGCCGGUUAUGGUGCCCAGUCGCACCAACGUGGCUGCCGGGAUCCCCAGUAGCAAAGUGAAAUACUCAAAGCUCUCCAGCACUGACAGUGGACACAUUCAUCGUCAGAAGGAAACAUUACCUGCCGAAGCGAGCUUUAAGUUGCAAAGAUGUACAGUGAGAGCUCACAUAUUAAAGUUUAAGAGAAGCUCUACUAAGAUUCCUUAUAAGGCCAUUGCCUGUGCCACCGCUCAGUUUUUGAUUGGUACCUUUCUCAUUAUCGUGGGCUGCCUCCUGCUGGCGGGCCACAUCAGCAAAGUGGGCGCCAACCGGGCCGUUCCGGUUCUGAUUGUUGGUAUCCUCGUGUUCCUGCCCGGGUUUUACCACCUGCUCAUCGCCUACAGAGCGCACAGGGGCUGCCAGGGCUACUCCUUCAGUGACCUUCCAACCUGCGAUGAUUAGCCCCCACCGCAGCCAGGAGAAGAGGACUCACUGGGGGGCGGGGGGGGGGGGUGACGGGAGCCUUAAAGCCUUUGGAUGAGGCUGUGGAAACCUAUGCCUCGGGACUAAGGAACUCUGCAGCUUUGUAUAUAUUUAGCAAAACUAUGGCCAGGUCUUAUAAAUUCAUCCCCAAAAUGUUCACUGAGCUUACAGUUAGCCAAACAGAAAGCUAAGAAGUGAGCCAUUUUUGUUUUCCUGGCCCUGGCUUAAACCCCUGACAAAUGUUUCCACAUGGAUAUACAGAGUGGAAGAAAAGCAAUGUUAAUUGUGCUGGAAAGUGAUGUUAUUUUGUAGAACAAAAUGUUGCCCCCACCACCCUAUUUAGAGCUGAACAUCUCUUUUAAGUAGUUCUCGUUGAUAAUUUUAUCUUGUGGCAAAUGGAAAAAUGCAGUAUGUCUACUUUCAUAUUAGUUAAGUAACUUAUUUGGAAAAUUUCUGAGUAUUUUAUCCUCCAUGCUUAUCGUCAAUUUUGUAGUCUAUGGAUAUCUUGGUAAAAUCAAUAUCAACGUAGGAGAAAUAAAGAGAACAAUACAGUUGUGUUGUGUGGAGCUGUAGAGUGAGAUAAAAGUGGUUUUACAUCCCAGAUGCCAACUUUUUAGCUGUGUAACCCUGGACAAAUUAUCCUAAUAUUCUGAGACAGAGUUUGGGACCAUAAUUCUUACUGUUUGAGGUUUCUGUAGAGGUCAAAUAUAGUAUUUAUAUUAACAACAUUGCACAGAGGUGUUCGCCAAAGUGUUAAUUCCUCACUGUAAGAUAGGAUUUUAUGGAAGAUUGCACAUAAAAUUGACUAAAGCCACAAGGGAAGUGCUUCCAUUCGAGUUAACCUAGGAAAGGUGGCAACCCAAGAGAAUGAGGCUGCUCAUCUAUAAAGUCAUCUCUUAGUUUAAAUCAGGUCACUGGAUUGUUUUUUAUUCAUGUGCGUAUCUUUUCCUUUUGAGUCCUAUAUAAGAAUAGGGCAGAUACAGGAUUUGUGGCACCUAAGGUUUAUGUAAUUUGGAGGGGUCUCUUAAGAAAAUACAAAAUUAAGUGUCAUGCAUAGCAAAGGGCCUAUAUUAAGUAUCAUUAGCUCUGUGGUACAUCUGGCUUUCUAGAGAAAGUAAAGGAUCUGGAGAAAAGGACUGAAUGUGGGGACAUAUCAGCAGUUAAGGCUGUAGUUCCAGAUU